Penicillium salamii is the source of this 2601-nucleotide messenger RNA. The record is from the annotation of a GenBank genome assembly. Lineage: Eukaryota; Fungi; Ascomycota; Eurotiomycetes; Eurotiales; Aspergillaceae.
AUGCUCUGGCUGAGCACUCAUCAAUUUCGCCAGCAACAUGUUGCAAUUCUGGAGGGCGUCAAACAAGGAACCGGCGAGUGGUUUGUGAAACAUGAUAAGGUCCAAAGCUGGUUCGAGGGCAAGACGGGCUUGCUCUGGUGUCCAGGCCUGCCUGGUGCUGGUAAGACACAUUUGAUGUCCCUCGUCGUGGAUACCAUCGAGAGGAAGCCAAAAACAGACGACUUUAUGCACGCGUAUAUCUACUGCAGUUACAGUCGCCGAAAAGAACAGAGCUCGGCUGCUCUUCUAUCAAGUCUGCUUUUGCAAGUUCUUCAACACUCUGAAAGCGAUGCAAUACCAUCCGAGGUCUUGUUGCUUUACAACUCACACCUCAAAUACGGCACUCGUCCCACAUCGAAACAGCUGAAGGGCGCCUUGGAAGAAUUGAUUGUGGCGUACAAGAAAUUCUUUGUGGUGAUUGACGCUUUGGAUGAGUGUGCUGAAUCGGAGCAAGAUACCCUCGAGUUUUUGUCCGUUCUUCGCUCCGUUGGCUCCAACGUUCACAUACUGUGCAGCUCUCGAUCCUCAACUACCUUUGAGGGAUAUUUUUCUGCGGCCGACAAAUUAGUAAUACUUGCUCGGGAAGAAGAUGUGGGAUUGUUUUUGGACUCGGAGAUCACCCGACAUCCUGGGCUGUCCAGGCAUGUUCGAGUCGAUCCAACUCUCAGGCAAGAGAUCAUCACUUGCAUCAAUGCAAAAUGCCAGGGAAUGUUUCUCCUCGCCAAACUACAUAUCGAGCCUCUGUACAACAAGAUAAAUCGAAAAGCAGUGCGCUCGGCACUUCUUACGCUGCCAAAAACCUUGGAUGAUACCUACUCAGAGGCUUUGCAAAGAAUCUAUGAUCAACCCUCUGAUACAGUGGAGCUAGCAGAGAUAGUGUUGCUAUGGGUUGUCUGUGCUCAUCAACCCUUGACAGUCGCACAGCUUCAGCAUAUGCAUGCCAUGCGGGAGCUAUCAGAGGAUAUGACAUUCGAUGAUGACGAUCUACCCGAUGGUGAGAUCCUGACUGGGGCAUGUGGAGGCCUUGUCAGUGUUGAUGGCGAGUCGCAAACCAUUCAACUCAUUCAUUAUACCGCCCAAAAUUACUUCGAACGAUCCUUCGCUCAGAAGCUGAUGGCAGCGAGACUGAAUCUCACGCAGAUCAGCUUAGCCUAUUUGGGACUCCCAAAUUUCGAGUCUGGGUUUUGUACAAGCGAUGCAGACAUGCUACAACGUCUGGGGGAAUACCCGUUCCUUGAAUAUGCCGCCAAACAUUGGGGCUCGGACAUUAAUUCUCUUGACAUGGAUCAGCUUUUAUCCAAAGUUGACCGAGUCUUUUCCAACUCAACAAUAAUUGAAAUGACCAGUCAGGCAUGGAGCAUUUCCACUUCUCGCUACUCCAACUGGAGCCAGGAGUUUCCUCGCAAUUGCCCAGCCUUGGUUCUAGCAUCAGCCUUUGAGGUUCCAGUGCUCCUUGAACAUCUGGUUUUAAGCGGCCACCAAGUCGAAGGCAAAGGCACAGACGAGGAAACGGCUCUGAUUAGGGCGGCGAAAUUUGGCCGCACGGGGAAUGUGCGCUUCCUCCUGCAAAAAGGUGCCGAAGUCAACUCCAAGGACUACACGCAUGAGACAGCUUUACAAAAGGCCGCUGGGAUGGGUCAUGAAUCCGUGGUCAGGUUGUUAUUGGAUGGGGGCGCAGAUGUGAAUACCAAAGCUUCUAACAGUUGGUCUCCACUCAUGUCUGCCGUCUCCAGUGGGAGCGUUGGGACCGUUCGCAUGCUGGUUGAAGCUGGUGCAAACUUGACAACGGAGACCGACUGGGGAAGCUCUGCUUUGAGCAUGGCCAUACAGAGUGGACAGGAAGAUAUUGCAGUCUUUCUAGCAGAUCAGGGUGCCAUCCUGCCUCAUGGAGAGGUCGGUCGUCGUACCCCUAUGAUUGCGUCAAGAAGAGGGUUCCACCGCUUAGUACGACUUUUGACUAUUGAUCAUCGAGCAAUUGCCGAAAACCCUUUACGGCGUCAAGCAUCGCGGCUGAUGAGUGGUGUGGCUGAGUGCCUAGAUGAAGCAUCAUACGAUAGCAGAUCUGAUUCUGCCCCUGAAAACCAGACAGGUUAUGAAGUCUCCUUCGGAGAGUUCAUGGAGCAGUACGACAUCAAAACUGGUUUUUCCCGUCAUUACAAGCGCAAAGUAGAGAUUGGACACGGUGGCUUUGGCACCGUAUGGCUAUGUCACAGCACAGUGACGGGUGUACCGUUUGCGGUGAAAACCUAUCGUGACAUCAAACGGUAUCUUCGAUCAUCAGAUAUUGGAGGGAUCCGUGCUGAGAUUAAUCUGCUGCAUGAGCUGAAAAGGAAUUAUCAUCCAAAUUUGAUCAGAAUGGUUGACAUAUUCGCAAAUCUCGAGACCAACAUGUUAUCGGUUGUUCUGGAGCUUGCGCCAGCCGGGGACCUUCAUCAAUUUAUUGUCGACAACAGCAAACUUGGCGAGUAUGAAACCAGAAUCAUUUUUAGUCAAUUGUUUUCUGGUAUACAAUUUUUGGUAAGCCGCCUCUCAUCACCGGGACUUUGCUGGGUUUGUUUCUAA